Messenger RNA from Salvelinus namaycush (lake trout), 1986 nucleotides. Its product is annotated as glutathione hydrolase 7-like. The record is from RefSeq and is a predicted model, not a curated record. Gene Ontology annotation, molecular function: glutathione gamma-glutamate hydrolase. Gene Ontology annotation, cellular component: plasma membrane. The coding region runs from base 1 to 1986 and encodes 661 amino acids. NCBI's taxonomy places the organism in Eukaryota, Metazoa, Chordata, Actinopteri, Salmoniformes, Salmonidae. The transcript is spliced from 15 exons. Gene Ontology annotation, biological process: glutathione catabolic process.
AUGGAUGUGAGUCCUGAGACUAAACUUAGUAGCAGACAAUCCCCAGUUGGUUACAAGAGCUUUGAGGGCUUACCUCAGUUGACUGUGGAUGACACAUUGACCAAAGGGCAAAAUGGGAACUUUCAGAAUGAGCAUAACCGAAACACAGGACUCCAUGGCCAUGGUGGCCUCAGUCCUGCUCCAGACCUCAGCAGUCUCCCAAAAGAAUUGCCCCUGAGACAUCUAGCCUCUGGGAGCCAGCACCCUAACCUGGCUGAUCUAAGCUUGUCCUCCUUUAGAGAGAUGGAUAAGGACCUGCUGUCUGGGGGACCAAGUAGGUGUGGCCCUUGGCAGGAUGCCAUCAUACCCAUCUAUGCUGCUUCUCUCAUCAUUGCCAUAGCAGUCACCACCGCUAUGGUCCUGCAGAUUUAUCUAGGGACAAAUGAGGUCUUCAGAGGGAGUGUGUUGGUGACAGACCAUGAACACUGUACAGAGCUUGGUCGUAGGGUGCUGAAUGAUCAAGGCUCCAGUGUGGAUUCUGCCAUUGUUGCCACCCUGUGCCUGGGAAUAGUCCAUCCACAUGCGUCAGGUAUUGGCGGGGGAGGGGUGAUGCUGGUUCAUGACAUCCGGAAGAAUAUUAGGAAGGUGAUUAAUUUCCAGGAAACGGCACCCUCUGGAAUCAAUGAGGAGAUCCUGCAAAUUGACCCAGAGCUAAAGCCAGGUCUGAUUGUAGGUGUGCCAGGCUUGCUCAGAGGGUUGUACCAAGCCCAUAAACUGUAUGGAAGACUGUCAUGGGAGGAUAUCGUCACCAGGGCUGCCAAUGUAGCCAGAGAUGGCUUUAAUGUGUCUCACAGACUUGCAGAGGCCAUAACCAAGGUGAAAGGUCAGAAUAUGUCAUUGCGCUUCAGGGACAUGUUCUUGCCAAGAGGCCAUGCUCUGUCCCUCGGCUCUCUUAUGAAAACACCAAGUCUGGCUGCUGUCCUGGAGGCUGGGGUAUCAGAAUUCUACAGUGGGACUCUAACACAGGAAAUGGCCAGUGAGGUGCAAGAAAAUGGAGGAAUUCUAACCAAGGAGGAUCUCAGCAACUAUAGUGCAGUCAUAGAGCAGCCAAUUGAAGGCCUGUAUCAGGGAUUUCGAGUUCUAGUGCCGCCUCCCCCUUCUAUUGGUGCUGCUCUGAUCUCAGCCCUCAACAUUUUGGAGGACUUCCACCUCAAUGGGAAUGGUACAACGUAUAGCGCAAACCACUGGAUUGCUGAGUCACUGAAAGCGGCCCUGACUAUGGCCAGUGGGCUCGGAGACCCUGUGUAUACCCCAUCAGUUUCUGCACUCAUCUCCAAGAUGCUAAGCAAGCCACAGGCUGUAGUGCUCCGUCAGUUGAUCAGUGACUCGCAGGCAUCUCCUCCCAGACACUACUCUACUGUCUAUGACCUGCCGAGUGGAGCUGUGGCCAGCCAGGUGGUCGUGAUGGGUCCCGAUGACAUCAUUGUGUCUGUCACCAGCUCACUGAACAGGCCCUUUGGAAGUAGAAUUUUAACCCCUUCAGGCAUUCUCCUGAACAGCCAGAUCUUGGACUUCUCCUGGCCAAUUAAAACCCAGGGACUGUUAAUAUCGAACCUGACGAACAGGGUCCAGCCAGGCAAGCGGCCUCUGUCAUUUAUUAUGCCAACAAUUGUGAUACCAUCUCUAGGUAAAUGUGGAUCCUAUGUGGCCCUGGGAUCUUCUAAUGGAGAGCACAGCCUCAGUGGUGUCACCCAGGUCUUGAUUAAUAUUUUGUCAUAUAACAAAAAUCUGAAUGAUAGCAUAUCACUGGGACGACUCCAUCCCCAACUUCAGCCGAGCAGACUCCUGGUGGACUCUGAGUUCCUGGAGGAGGAUGUGAAGGUGUUGCGUCUGAAAGGACACGCUGUCUACAGGGUGGGGCUGCUGUCCCUGGUGCAUGGUGCCCAGAAAACCAACGACAUCAUUAGGGGCAUUGUUGAUCCUCGUGCUGUGGCUGGCUCUGCCUAG